AUGAAGGGCGUGAUCUUCGGGUUGAACCCUCUUGUCACCGUCAUCGACCUGACCCAUGGGAUAUCGCCUCAAAACGUUCGUCAAGGGGCAUUCAUCCUCGGAGUCAACCACCGGUACUUCCCCGAAAACGCGAUCCACGUGGCAGUGGUCGACCCUGGAGUAGGAACCGAACGGCUUGCCAUCCUGGUGCAGACGCCCCGGGGCCCGUUCCUGGCGCCGGACAACCGAAUCUGA
Molecule: messenger RNA, 234 nt
Organism: Geodia barretti
Lineage: Eukaryota; Metazoa; Porifera; Demospongiae; Tetractinellida; Geodiidae
Source: the annotation of a GenBank genome assembly